UUUUCUCUUAAUUCUGUUUACAGCAUUAAAAUGAUCACUUUCAUUCCCAGGGAGCUCAUUGGUUUUUUAGCUUCUAGAGCAUCUCCCAGGUUCGGAAGAAUAAGCUUGAGGCUAAAGGGAGUUCCCUGUGGUCUGGUUCCUGUAGAGAAUAGACGUCCAUGCUUUGGAGGAGUAUCCUGGGCUCCAGUGAAGAAAAAGAAGAUAAAACGAGAGGUUAAGAUUCUGGAGAACCUUCGUGGUGGAACAAAUAUCAUUAAGCUGAUCGACACUGUGAAGGACCCUGUGUCAAAGACCCCAGCUUUGGUAUUUGAAUAUAUCAAUAAUACAGAUUUUAAGCAACUUUACCAGAUCCUGACAGAUUUUGAUAUCCGGUUUUAUAUGUAUGAGCUACUUAAGGCUCUGGAUUACUGCCACAGCAAGGGAAUCAUGCACAGGGAUGUGAAACCUCACAAUGUCAUGAUAGAUCACCAGCAGAAGAAGCUGCGACUGAUAGACUGGGGUCUGGCAGAGUUCUACCAUCCUGCUCAGGAGUACAAUGUCCGUGUAGCCUCGAGGUACUUCAAGGGCCCAGAGCUCCUUGUGGACUAUCAGAUGUAUGAUUACAGCUUGGACAUGUGGAGUUUGGGCUGUAUGUUAGCAAGCAUGAUCUUUCGAAAGGAGCCCUUCUUUCAUGGACAGGACAAUUACGACCAGCUUGUUCGCAUUGCCAAGGUUCUGGGUACAGAUGAGCUGUAUGGGUAUCUGAAGAAGUAUCACAUAGACCUAGAUCCGCACUUCAACGAUAUCCUGGGACAACAUUCACGGAAACGCUGGGAAAACUUUAUCCAUAGUGAGAACAGACACCUCGUCAGCCCCGAGGCUCUAGAUCUUCUGGACAAACUUCUGCGAUACGACCAUCAACAGAGACUGACUGCCAAAGAGGCCAUGGAGCACCCGUACUUCUGUGAGUUUCCAGGGAUGUAAUUUAUUAAAGGAAAA
Messenger RNA from Leptonychotes weddellii (Weddell seal), 978 nucleotides. The record is from RefSeq and is a predicted model, not a curated record. Lineage: Eukaryota; Metazoa; Chordata; Mammalia; Carnivora; Phocidae.